AGUUUAAUAAAAAGUUUUUACUGAACUGGUGGAUAACGAAAAAUUGAAAGUGAAGGUUUAUUUUAAAUAUGCAUUGUGCCGAAAUCGCCACAGGUUCUACGAUUAAAAGAUACUAUAAAGACUCGGAAUAUGGUCGACCAUUUGAUGCGUAUCUAAGUACCUUAUACAUUGAUGGCUUCCUCUGUGAUGUCGAACUGAAGGUUGGUUUUACUGUUGUCCCGGCUCACCGCAUUAUUUUGGCGUCUGCAAGCGAUUAUUUCAAAAGCCAAUUUGAAAAGGAAACCAUUGACUCUUUGGAUUUAACACCACUUAUUGAAGAUUCGAACAUAUUGUGCCUGAUUCUCAGGUAUAUAUACAAGGGCGAGGUAACUUUGUCAUAUAAGAUUGUUUACCAGCUGCUAAAAGUUCUUGAUCAGAUCGAUCUAAAUCCUUUGAAAGUUCAUUGUGCUCAAUUUCUGAUGGCGGGGCUCCGACCAGUUAAUGGAUUUCAAAUCUGGGAACUGGCUUGGCGUCACAACUUACAUCAACUUGCGACUGUAUGCUUAAUUUUUUGUUGUGAAACGCUCUGUAAUAUGGUUUUACAGAAUGGCAGCAUAAAAGAAUUAUCUGCAGAAUUUUUAAAGUUUGUUCUCGAAAAGGAAGAGAUAACGAUUAAUCUUAUCACGGUACAUGUAGUAAAACUUAUCAUUCUAUGGCUUUCUUACAACCCAUUUGAACGCCUUUUAGAAGCAAAACAUUUACUAGAAACAUUUUUACAAGAAACCCCACUUCUUCGACGAGAAUAUGAGAACGUUAUUUUAUUUGUGAAUUCGUAUGAAAAUUUAGAAAUUAUUACAGCAGACAUCAUCCCAUUAUUGCAGCAACAUAUAUUCAUAACCUCUGACAAUGGCCAAAAACAAAUUGUAGAUACCGAUUAUAGUUUUACUCAGUCUGAUAACAUAGACAAUGCUGCAUGUUGUGAGGGAAAUUUGCUUCAGGUUUCUGCUUGUGUUCAGAGAAUAUUUAGAAAUUGUAAUCCUCAACAUCGAGCCAGACUCGAGUCGAAGAUACACUUGAUCAAAUCAAAUAGUACAAGUAGGUGUCAAUGUCCCCAAACUCCUCUGUAUACAACUAUAGAUGGAAAUCGCCUUAAAGUUAAAUCUGAAAUUAUUCUACGCCAAUUAGCAGAUUCUUAUGAAAAUUUCGCUCCAAACUGGAGUUUUCUUGUACAAGAAUCUAAUCACCAUACAAUUUCACUAUACUGUUCUUAUAGCCAUACAUGGCACAAUACAUAUUUUCCUUUAUCUAUUCAUGAUCCCAUUGGUUUCGUUGGUAAUUUCCUUGCAUGUAAACGCGAAGGCAAUGUAAUAAUAUUAUAUAAUCUAGAAAUGUUUAGCUGGAUGGUUUUACCUGCACCUUGUCCGUUGACUGAUCGCAACACUGACGAUAUUCCAUGUUUGGGUAAUGUCCAACCUGCUUUUUUCACGUAUUCAGGGAUACUAUAUUCGGUGUGUGCUGUAACUAGUCGAAACCAUGACAAAUUAAGUUUUAUUUUGAAAAAAUGGGACACUACCGAAAGUGUUUGGAUAUAUAUAACUUCCGUGUAUCCAAACGAACCUGUUGGUGAUAUCAUAUCAGUAUCACUAAGUGUCAAAACCUCACCAGACUUGAAUGUUUUUCUUAUGGCGACGGUGACAGCACUGUACAAUAGAACGAAAAGAUCUGAUACGCCUAAGAGUGAAAGUGCUGCGGCUAAGAAUUCGUUUGGUUUCUCUACGAAACUUGACUUUGUAACUUGUGGUCGCAAUGAAACUGAAACAAAAGUUAUUAUGAAACCAAAUGAAAUAUUUUAUGUAUUUAAAAUUAAUAUGGAAACUUUGGUACAUGAAGAGGUUGGAGUGCGUUUUAGUGAGCCAACGUAUCUCGAUCAGGUUCCGAUAUUAAUUCUAGGAGAUCGUAUUCUUUUUAUUUUAGAUUCUAUUGCAAAGCUUCACGAGAACUUUCAAUAUUCUUACUACUUUCGUAAACCGUACUACAUAAAUGGAUUGGUGCUGGACUUAAAAGACAAAAAUGCUUGGAGUGGAGUGGCACUCGGCAUACCACUACCUCCGUUCUGUGAUUUACCAAUAAAGAAACUAGGCAAAGUGUGUUUUUCUACGACUAUUUCAUUUUCCAAGAAUUUCGUGUUGAUAGGCAUGCAUAGGGCUCCCCACAUCUUUCAGAUUGCUGUCUAUGAUGUCUUCCAUUUACAAGUAAAUAUUCUCAGUCCUAUACCACUUCCAGCAAUCAGAAAAUUGUUACUAUUUUCUAUCGAUAUCCAUCAGCCCUUAAAUAUGACACAAAAUAAUCUUGCCAAAGAAGUUGAUCUGUUGUCAUAUCACUUUAAAGACUGGCAAUUGAAAGACUGGUGUGGAUUUGUAGAAUGAUAUAAAAACGUCGCAGUUUACAACUGUUCUGACGAUUAGCAAAGAUCUUUU
Molecule: messenger RNA, 2456 nt
Organism: Octopus sinensis (East Asian common octopus)
Lineage: Eukaryota; Metazoa; Mollusca; Cephalopoda; Octopoda; Octopodidae
Exons: 2
Coding region: 69-2405 (778 amino acids)
Molecular function (GO): protein binding
Source: RefSeq, a predicted model, not a curated record